AUGGUGUGGUGCCGGGCGUUGAUGUGCACGUGGUGCUCGGCGCGUGUUCUGAGUUUGGGGCCACGGGCUCCCGCUGUCCGGUUCCUCGCCCCGAGGCACGUGUCCACUCGACUCUCCCAUGGAGCCGGCAAACCGGGGGGGUUCCGCCCGCAGAGGGUGGCUGUAGUGACAAAGACCACCCGCUACGAGUUCGAGCAGCAGAGGUACCGGAACGCCGGCCUGUCCGAGGAGGAGCUGAAGGAGCUGCUUGCUUUGAAAGGAUCUAGUUACAAUGGUCUGUUACAGCGACAUAACAUCCAUUCAGAAAAUGUUGAACAUAUUGUGGGAAGUUUAAGGAAAGAAGGAAUUGAAGUGCAAGUAGUAAAAAGAAGAGAUUAUGAUGAAGCUACAGUGCGAUGGGCAGAUGCCAUCAUCUCGGCUGGAGGUGAUGGGACAAUGCUUCUCGCUGCUAGCAAGGUGCUGGACAGGUUUAAACCUGUCAUCGGAGUAAAUACUGAUCCAGAGAGGUCUGAAGGACACCUCUGUCUGCCGAUGAAUUACACCCAUUCCUUCCCAGAAGCCCUGCACAAGCUUUAUCGUGGUGAGUUCAGGUGGCAAUGGCGACAGCGAAUCAGACUGUACCUGGAAGGCACUGGGAUAAACUUCACCCCCGUAGAUUUGCAUGAACAGCAACUAAGCCUGGAACAGCAUAGCAAGGCCCACAAUACUGGAGCUCAUCAAGAGCAAACAUCCGCAGCCAUUUCUGGACCUCACUUGUUACCUGUGAGAGCACUGAAUGAGGUAUUUAUUGGAGAGUCGCUGUCUUCCAGGUAA
This is a messenger RNA of Staurois parvus, 813 nucleotides long. Lineage: Eukaryota; Metazoa; Chordata; Amphibia; Anura; Ranidae. The record is from the annotation of a GenBank genome assembly.